Molecule: messenger RNA, 420 nt
Organism: Spirometra erinaceieuropaei
Lineage: Eukaryota; Metazoa; Platyhelminthes; Cestoda; Diphyllobothriidea; Diphyllobothriidae
Source: the annotation of a GenBank genome assembly
AUGCGCCAUCAACCCGACAACGUCUACCUCUUCUUUCACUCUCGACCCUACGGCAAAUCCCGGGCCGACCGUCACCACCCUCACUGGCAAUCACACUGUCGCCGCCCCGCCGCACAAUCCGCUUACAAAACCCUCCCUGCCCCAACCAUUUUAUCGACCGCAGUGGCCAGCACCACCACGGCCACGUCUUCACGUACUCCUCCCGCCGAUGGGACGAUGCCCGACGUCCAUCUCAAACAUCCCACACUUCUUACCUCUAACGACGUGGACUGCCUUCAUGCCUGUCGUAAUAGCGAUUGCACAGUGAUCUCGCUCAACAGCACAUUCGGUCAGUUGGCAACCCAUCGCACAGAGACCGACGAUGUAGUGCCUCCAGCAUCUAUCUACACUCGGCGCAUCCACCUCAAAUACCCUUAUUGA